Molecule: messenger RNA, 3627 nt
Organism: Peromyscus maniculatus bairdii (prairie deer mouse)
Lineage: Eukaryota; Metazoa; Chordata; Mammalia; Rodentia; Cricetidae
Source: RefSeq, a predicted model, not a curated record
AUGACAGGCCACCCUGUGCUCCCUCUGAUGUGUGGCUAGAGUGACAGGCAGGCUGCUGUAUCCUCUAGUUACUAGUGACCAGUGUGAGAUAGGCCGAGCAGGGAAGGGCAUGCAGUUAGUUAGUCUCUAGACAUUCAGGUCGAGUAAGCGCCCCUUCCAGCAGAGCUCUAGGUUCUCAGAGGGUGGGUGGGGCUGGCUACCUACACCCAGGGUGGGCUGGACCCUGCCUCCCUACAGAGGCUGGAGAAGUUUGCAUCCUCUGGGGAGAUUCUCAUCUAUAAAAUUAUUGGGGGAGCCAGGCAGUGGUGGUGCACGCCUCUAAUCCCAGUACUCGGGAGGCAGAGGCAGGAGGGUCUCUGUGAGUUCAUGGCCAGCCUGGUCUACAGAGUGAGUUCCAGGACAGGCACCAAAACAACACAGAGAAACCCUGUCUCAACCAACAAUAACAACAACAACAACAACAAAAUAUUGGGUGGUCUUGCCUUUCCAGAAGUCCCAAGGUGCUACAGACUAGCAGGGCCUGUUGACUUGGGCUGGGCUCCCUCCUGAAAAGGGGGUGGGGGUGCACUGGGGUGAGGAGCAGAGGAAACGUGGCGGCCUCCAGAUACUGUGUUGACUGCCAUCGCUUCUGUGGGACAACGGGGUUCUUGAUAGUAAUUUCUGGAAGGAAUCCUUACGCUUACCUUCCUUUUAAAACAUUAAUUUUGUUGGUUUUUUUAGACUAUGCAUAGCCUUGGCUGUCCUGGAACUCACUAUUGUAGACCAGGCUGACCUUAAACUCAGAGAUCCACCUUCCUCUGCAUCCUGAGUGCUGGGAUUAAAGGUGUGCACUACCAUGCCUAGCACAGUAUUUUAGUUUUUAUAGUUGUGUGUGCGCACCACAUGCAUGCAGGAGCCCUCGGUGGUCAAAACUCGGGAACGAGGGUAAAGCUAGGAUCAAGGUCGUUGUGGAGCUAGCUGUGUUCUGUGACAGAACAGGCUGUCACAGGCUGACAGGUCAGGGUCAGGAAAGAACUGCCCAGGCCUUUGAGAGGGAUUGGGAGUUCGGAUCCCCAACACGUCUGAAGCAGGGGUCUCUGGGUCACCAUUUCCUCCAGCAAUUGCUGAGGGUGAAUCCAGGGACACAUGCUAAGCAAGUGCUUUUCCACUGUGCUCCCUUGGGCUAUGGCAAAGAGAUGCCGAGCACUGGAAUGCCCGGGGGACAGGCUUCCAGCCCGCUCCCUGGUAGUCAUGGUUAGGCCAAAUCUACUCACACCUGCAGACACGUGGUGGCCAAGUACAGAACUGUCAAGUGAUCAAUGACACACAGGGAAGCCAAAGAGUUACAGACACUUCAUUCUGACUGCCUGGACUUGGGCAAAGGGGCUUGAGCUAGUGCAAUGUCCCUACCACAGAAAGGCUGCAGCUUCUUCCAGGACCUGUUAGUAGUGUAGUCCUCAGCCAGGUGCAUCAGUAGGAAGGCAGCUGUGGACCUGGACUUGGGAUGGGUCGGAGUCUCAAGUUUGUAGCAAGGCAAGAAACAUCCACACCUCCCCUCCUCAGCCUCCUAAGUCUUGGUCACUAGGAUCCCAAGUGCCCUCACCUCUUGAACUAAUUUCUUUGAUGGUGGCUUUGGCAUGUCCCCCCAGGUCCCUGUCCCCCAUUCCCUCUGCUGUGAGAAUAAUCGGGCACCCUUCAGAAUUAAUGCUAACCAUUACUCUGGCUGCAGCAGCCCUGGGCCAGCUCCAGCCCACCUCUUCCUAGUGGCCCUACCUGAGCCCCACCCUCUCUGGCCCUCUGUGGCCCCGCCCCAGCAUGUCCACAGGAUACUUAUCCACACCUCCUGUUCACCAGCCAAUGAGUGAGUAGCCCUCCGAGUAGCCUGGCCACACGUUUCUUAUCCAGUUUGCAGCUCUCCAGAGUCACAACCACUGCUGCAUCAUGUGGGCCCUGGGCUUUCUGCUCCGCUUCCUCGCCAUGCAGCCAGUGGCCCAGGUGGACGCCACGGGUAAGCACCAAGGCUCUGCCUGUGUGAUCUUAGAUCUGCCCGACACCGCUCACCCACUAGUGGUGGGGCGACUUUGGGAGGAGAUGCGGGGUCAGGAACAACCUCUCCUGGCUGGCCUGGCCCCGGUCCUGGACGGAGGCCAGGAUGAAACUCUAAAGGGCAUGUGGUGGUUCUCAGCUCAGUCCCUGCCUCCUGUCUGUAGGUGCCUGGUGCUACGACUCCCAAGACCCAGAGUGCGGUGAGGACAGUUGUAACAGGCUGUGUGGAUCUGUCUGGUCUCUGCCAGCCUCUGUGCUCUAAAGGACUGGGCACCAGGCAGCAGGCAUGCUGUGAUCACGUGUGUCCGCUGUCAUCCAUGGUCAGGGUCUGUGAGCCUGUGGGUGUGGCCAGGGGUGGUCCCCAGCAUGAGUAUGCAGCCAUGUCUCAGAUCCAUCUAACCUGUCUAUGGGGCAGUCUGCCUGCAGACUUGGUGGCUAAGUCAGAUGGGUCUAGAGAGCAAUUGUGACCAGGUGUGGCGGGAGGAUGGAGGUGAGCCAAUCCUCAGCCAGCAGUGUUUGGGUUAUGGGAUCUACCCUCAGUGCACUCCCAGACAGCCCCUCGACCCUGCUGCAGACUCCAGCCCUUGUUUCCUCAGGCCCUACCCACUGGAAGGAGCUAGCACCUGCUUGUGGGGGCCCAGCCCAGUCCCCCAUCAACAUCGACCUUCGUUUGGUCCAACGGGACUACACUCUUGAGCCCUUCAUCUUUCAAGGCUAUGAUACAGCACCUCUAGACCCUUGGACCCUGGAGAACAAUGGCCAUACAGUGCUACUGCAAGUAAGUUCCGGUCAGCAGAGCUACCCAGGGAUCCGAGGGGCUGGGCUGCCAUCACCAGGGUACCGCCUCCUGCAGCUGCACUUCCACUGGGGCAGCCCAGGGCACAAAGGCUCGGAGCACAGCCUGGACCAGAAGCAUGGCUCUAUGGAGAUGCACAUGGUCCACAUGAACACAAAGUACCGGGACCUGAGGGAGGCACAAAGGCACCCAGAUGGGCUGGCGGUGCUGGCCGUACUGUUGGUGGAGGAGGACAGGGACAAUACCAAUUUCUCUGCCAUUGUGUCUGCCCUAAAAAACUUAUCUUUACCUGGGGUCUCUGUGAACCUGACGUCCACCUUUCCACUGGCCUCACUGCUGCCAAGUGCUGUGGGGCUCUUACGCUACUACCGAUACUCCGGGUCUCUAACCACGCCGGGCUGCGAGCCGGCUGUGCUCUGGACAGUCUUUGAAAACACCGUACCCAUUGGGCGCGCGCAGGUAGCACAGUUCCAGACCAUACCCCAGACUGGGCCACCGGGCUUGCACCCCAGACCGCUCGUGGAUAAUCUCCGCCCCCAGCAACCUCUUGGAGGGCGCAGGGUAUUAGCCUCUCCUGGAGCAUCCCUCCGGUCAUCAGUUUCUACUCUGCCCUGUUUGCACCUGGCUCUUUUGGGCUUGGGAGUCAGCCUGAGGCUCUGGCAGGGCCCCUAGACCCACGGGUGGGUGACUCCUGCUUCCACAAUAAAUGAUGCAGACUGACCUUGGCCUAAUGUAGCUGAGAAGAGGUGUGUGCCUAGUGCUCAAGGGGAUGGUGGGGAGAGAAGCCUGCCCCAACCUCAGUUCAG